Diaporthe amygdali is the source of this 921-nucleotide messenger RNA. RefSeq lists its product as uncharacterized. NCBI's taxonomy places the organism in Eukaryota, Fungi, Ascomycota, Sordariomycetes, Diaporthales, Diaporthaceae. The transcript has 5 exons. The record is from RefSeq and is a predicted model, not a curated record. The coding region runs from base 1 to 921 and encodes 306 amino acids. Gene Ontology annotation, biological process: carbohydrate metabolic process. Gene Ontology annotation, molecular function: hydrolase activity, acting on carbon-nitrogen (but not peptide) bonds.
AUGGCUCCAAAGGCACUCUGUUGUAUUUCUGUCGAUAUAGACGCCGUAUGCGGGUGGAUAGGGUCAUACGGUGGUGAAGAGUCUGUAUCAGACAUCUCCAGAGGGUACUUCGCUGGCACAGUGGGCGUACGCCGUCUUCUGAAGCUUUUUGACAAGUACAAUAUUAAGACCACUUGGUUCAUUCCUGGCCACUCACUAGAGACAUUCCCUGAGGAAUGUGCCAUGAUUCGUGAUGCAGGCCAUGAGAUUGGCCUGCAUGGCUAUUCGCACGAGAACCCGAGGGACAUGACCAUCGAGCAACAGGAGAUCGUGCUUGAUAAGACUUAUAAGAUGAUCACUGAAUUCUGUGGAAAGCCACCGCGAGGCUCAGUGGUCCCAUGGUGGGAGACUUCGAAAGAAGGCGCCGACUUGAUGCUGAAGUACGGGCUGGAGUAUGAUCAUUCCUUCUCACAUCACGAUGCCUUGCCCCACUGGCUGCGCGUUGGAGAUUCGUGGACGAAUAUCGACUACAAGAACCACCCAGACACGUGGAUGAAGCCGCUGGUCCGUGGGGAAACCACAGGUCUUGUUGAAAUCCCUGCAAGUUGGUACCUCGACGAUCUUCCACCCAUGAUGUUCAUUAAGAACAUGACCAACUCGCACGGCUGGGUUCACCCCAGCGUUGUUGAGGAUCUCUGGAAAGACCACUUUGAUUACUUUUACGAAACCUAUGAAAAUUUCUGUUUUCCUGUAACAAUACACCCUGACGUAUCUGGACAUCCCCACGCCCUGAAGAUGGUAGAAAGAGUUGUUCAAUACGUUAGCAAACAUGAGGGCGUGGAGUGGGUUAAGAUGGAAGAUAUAUGCGACGAGUUCAAGUCACGCAAUGCACCACCUGAAGGAGCGAGAAUGCCAGCGGAUAAGGGAGCCAUGUUGAUCUAA